Messenger RNA from Microstroma glucosiphilum, 1226 nucleotides. RefSeq lists its product as hypothetical. The transcript is spliced from 2 exons. The coding region runs from base 191 to 1045 and encodes 284 amino acids. The record is from RefSeq and is a predicted model, not a curated record. NCBI's taxonomy places the organism in Eukaryota, Fungi, Basidiomycota, Exobasidiomycetes, Microstromatales, Microstromataceae.
CAACCAGGAACGGUCAGCUGCUUGCCUCUACAAUUGGCUUCCAGGAAAGGGGGCAGAGGGUUCCUGGCUUCUGAUUGUAUAUAUCUCCUCAACUCGUCAUUCAUCUUCCACCAUCACAUCUUCUGACUGACUCAACCACUCCAACACUCUCCACUCCUGACCCUCCGAGACCUCAGCUUCCACACCCGCCAUGCUCGCCACCACGCUCUUCAGCACCCUCGCCUCCCUCCUCCUCGCCACCAGCGUCACCCCUACCUCUGCCCGCUCCAUUCACUCCCUCUCCGCUCGCACAGAGUACCAAGAUCCCAACUCGGAGCUAGUGGUAGACUACCCCGCUUGUGGCUACUACCGGUGCAUCUUCAAGGACUGGACACAGGGUCAGCCGGCCUACAUCAAUUGGCAGAAUGCCCCCUAUGGAACAGUCAAGCUGCAGCUGAUGAACGAUUACAGUGAUACCAAUCAGACAUUGGCAUUUGAGAUUGGAUCGGCGGCCAGCCCUAGUCAGCCUGGAUACUGUGAUGCGGGAGACGGAUUGGGCGUUGUGGUUCAGGGAACUCAAUGUGGAAGAUUUGAGUUCAUUGUGCCCUCUGAGUGGAAGACCAACUACAACUACUCCGUCCGUGCCUACCUGGAAGGCGACGAGUCCGUCGAGUCCUACACCGACUUCAUCCAGAUUCAAGCAGCAAGUGGAGACUUUGCUCUCUCUACCGUCGCCAUCUCUGGUGUUCCCACAUCCACAGACAAGUCCGGAUCAGGUAGCUCUUUCACCGGCACCUACACCGCGCCUACGGUCGUGGGAGAGGCAGUGAGCUCCAGCGCCUCCAGCAGCAGUGGUAGCAGCACAAGUAGCGGUACAACGGCAGCUCCAACGAGUGCAAGCGACUCCUCUAGUAGCGCCGCUGCUGCCUCGACGUCCUCGGCUGCACAGGCCACUGCCUCUGCAGGCACCUCGGCCGCUGCCUCGAGCAGGCAUCUUGGCGCUGGCGUGCUUCUGGCGGGUCUGAGUAGCUUGAUGGCAGUGGUGGGAGGGGUCUUGUUGUUGUAAAUAGGAGAGAAGGAGACAAUGGUCAGAGGGCAGGGGAAGGUUGGUCGUAUGGACACUACUGUUUCUUUUGCGUGCGUUUCUUAGUCGGUGUCCCGUUGCCGUAUCUACUGCUCUCGUAUCGUGUCCAUUACAACACACCAUCCAAUGAACACUCGUUACUCUGUCGCCUUUCCAAUACCAC